Dibothriocephalus latus is the source of this 216-nucleotide messenger RNA. NCBI's taxonomy places the organism in Eukaryota, Metazoa, Platyhelminthes, Cestoda, Diphyllobothriidea, Diphyllobothriidae. The record is from the annotation of a GenBank genome assembly.
AUGAAUCGAAUGGAGGGCGCGAAGAAGACCAAUGCCAGGCCGCGUAGAAAUGAGGACGCAGAAUACUUUGAUGCACGCUUCAAAGUUAUCCUGUUGGGCGAGUCGGGUGUUGGGAAGACCUCACUCAUUCGGUCUGCAAUGGGGCAGGACUUUAACCCCUCCAUGAUCUCAACUAUUGGUAAGAGUUUAGUUUGGACUGAAAUUACUGCUAGAUAG